Pomacea canaliculata is the source of this 7294-nucleotide messenger RNA. Its product is annotated as mucin-5AC-like. The coding region runs from base 444 to 6110 and encodes 1888 amino acids. Gene Ontology annotation, biological process: cell-cell adhesion. The record is from RefSeq and is a predicted model, not a curated record. The transcript is spliced from 20 exons. Gene Ontology annotation, cellular component: cell-cell junction. Lineage: Eukaryota; Metazoa; Mollusca; Gastropoda; Architaenioglossa; Ampullariidae. Gene Ontology annotation, molecular function: cell adhesion molecule binding.
GCACAGGGUACGUGGAACGGGACAUUCUUCGUGCAGUCAGAUGUGUUCACCGUAAGAACAUCAUUGUUCACAUCAAUGUUGAUGUCAUAUUUUCAUUUUUUAGCCCUCGAUGAAAGCUUCAACACAUAAAAAACGCAAGUUAUCGACGAAAUUUUUUCCUCGCCGCUUCAAACGCUAUUAACGUCCAGCCGCCAAUAUCAAUAAUCUGGUGUCCGGGUUGCUACAGAAAUCGAUGCUGCCACCGACUGUGUACCUGUACCUGGGCUUGUGGCGACAACCAGUCCAGUUCUGGAAUCUUGACUGUCAACCUAAAGGAAAGUGGCUCACUGUGUGAAACAUCAUUUUAGACAGGUAGACCUAUGGACGGACUGCUAGAAGGAAUAUUGCUGUGGAUUUUGUGCCAGGCUCGAGAAAAUUCGGUCUGAGCCCACCUGACUUCUGCGAUGUCGGUCGGGAGGUGUUUACUUGUUGUGGUUCUGGCACAAGUAUGCGCAGGUGAACUCCAGAAACCGUACCAUGAUUGUCCGCGUUACGUAGCCGAGGGCGCUACUCUCAGCUGCACGUGCUCUGUGGCAGACACUGGAUCUCAGGUGACGUCGUUACUGUGGGUCGGGAUGUCGAGUACGUCACGACUGACCGUUGCCAACGUGACACGCAGAAACAACGGAACGGUUUACACGUGUAGGCUGACACAGGGUGGUCAAACAUCCGAAACCAGCUACACACUACAAGUAGCUUACGGUCCGUUCGAUAACUUGACUUCCAUUGUUCAGUCACCGUCUCCACUACUUACUAACGGGUCCAUGUCCUUAAACUUUACCUGCAUCUGCACUGAAGUCAACCCUGAGCCUUUGUACAGUUGGACCGUUACAUGUGUGAAUCCAGUCCAGGGAAGCAAUGUUUGUGUCUACGUCCCUAAGGUCCCGAAUGAGGACGGCAUACGCGUGGGCUGCUCUGUCAUGUCGCAGUUUUUUGACGGCUUGACACUUCCCAAAACAGCUUAUAGUCUUACGAACAUGAGCUUGCAAUAUCCACCAGCAAUAGCCCCGAAUAUAUCAGUGAGCACUGGACAAUCACUUGCCACGGGAGACAACUUGACUUGCACUGUUACUGGCGGUAAGCCCGUCGUGUCGCGAGUGACUUUCUCUUGCUACAACUUGAGUGUCACCGUCCAGUCCGACAUCAUCAUCACGGACAGCGUGGAUGUCGUGCAGCAGUCGUCUGUGUCCAGUCCACUGACCGUCCCGUCUUCUGGAUCAUCCAGUGUCCGGUGCAUCUGUACUGCAGAGUGGACACCGCAGCCUGACUUGUACAGACUGUCAACAAGUGUCGACCUGCAGCUUUUGUAUCCACCCACUACUGCCCCAGUAAUAGCAGGCUACACACAGGGUCAGGCCAUGGUGUAUGGCGACACGCUCUCCUGCACUGUCUACGGAGGAAAACCAAUUGUCUCACGAGUUACUUUCUCCUGCUUCAACUCUGCGGACCUCUCCCACACCAAUGACGUCAUUUCCGAUCAAAACGACACGGUGGGCGCCUCGUCUGUGUCCAGUCCUCUGUCCAUACCCCGGGCCGUGACCUUUAACAUCACGUGUACCUGUCGGGCUGUGUGGAUGCCCAGACCUGAGCUAUACGCACAAUCUUCCAGCGUAACUAUUCCUAUACAAUAUCCACCAUCUGCUGAACCCGUCAUCUCCGGUUACACACCCAGCCAGGCUUUGGCCCCACAAAGUACCCUGGUCUGCACCGUGUCAGGCGGUCAGCCCCUGGUGUCAGAAGUUAUCUUCUCUUGCUUUAACGUCACCGACCUGACUCGGUCUACCCCGAUUCUUGUUGACCAGACAGACUCCACGAAUGCAUCAUCGGUGUCCAGUUCUUUGACCGUGCCCUUGUUGUUGCUGUCACAGAUAGUUUGCUCAUGUCGGGCAGUCUGGCUCCCACGCCGCGACAUGUACACCCAAAACACUACCGCCACGGUAGCACUGCAGUAUCCACCCAGCACCAGUCCCGUCAUUUCGGGCUACACCCCAGGGGAGACAAAGAUUGCGGGAGACAACCUCAACUGCACAGUGUCAGGCGGAGUGCCUCUAGUGACAAAAGUGAACUUCUCUUGUUUCAACGCCUCUGACACGUCACUAGUGACGCCGGUUGUUGUUGACCAGUUGGACACAGUCUCGGGGUCAGCGGUGUCCAGUCAAGUGACGAUCCCGGGGUCUGGUACGUCCAGCGUGAGCUGUGUUUGCAGUGCUGUGUGGUCCCCAGUGCUUCAGGCGUACACGGCAACAGCCAACGUCACUGUACCCGUCCAGUACCCUCCCAGUCAAGAUCCUGUCAUAUCCGGUUACACGGACGGACAGACGCUCAAGCCCGGAGACUCAAUAUCCUGUAGUGUUGCUGGAGGUAACCCGCUCGUCUCCCAAGUUAUCUUCUCCUGCUAUAACUUGUCGGAUGUGACGUACGUGAGUCCCGUGGUGACGGACCAGCAGGACAACAAGACGCUGACCGCAGUGACCAGCUCCGUGACGGUCCCCUUUGCCGGGCUGACUGACGUCAGGUGUGUCUGCAGCGCCACCUGGUCACCCAGACCAUCGUUGUACACGAGGAACACAGGGGUCAGCAUCGCCCUGCAGUAUCCUCCAUAUGCGGCACCUGUGAUAUCAGGCUACAGAGCCGGGCGUGAGGUUGUCACAGGGGACAGCCUUGUGUGCACCGUGUCGGGGGGAAAACCCCUAGUCUCCAACGUCACCUUGACCUGCUCCAGUGUCACGACGCCCUCUGUGGUGCUGAUCAGUGACGGGCCGGACACCACAGGAGUCACGAAUGUCACCAGCUCUGUGACGAUUCCAGCAUCAGUGACGUCAGAUGUGACGUGCGUGUGUACAGCUGUGUGGGCGCCGCAACCUGGGUACUACCUGCUGCUCGACUCUGUCAACCUCACCGUCAAAUACCCUCCCAGUCAGGAUCCUGUCAUAGCCGGGUAUACCCCAGGACAGACCCUGACCUCCGGUGACCGCCUCAAUUGUAGUGUUGCGGGUGGCAACCCUCUGGUCUCUCAGGUUAUCUUUUCGUGUCCUAACAUCCUACCUGACCAACCAGACACGUCACAGUCCGCUGCAGUCUUCAGCUCGCUGACCAUUCCAUCGACAGCCAUGACAGACGCUGUGUGCACGUGUCGUGCUGAGUGGAGUCCUAAACCACAGCUGUACACGAGAAAUACAAGCAUAGUCAUCAGCACUAAUUAUCCUCCCAGCAUGCCUCCCGCAAUAACCGGCUACGGAGCAGGCUACACCGUAGUAACGGGAGACAACCUGACAUGCAGUGUCAAUGGCGGCAGGCCCUUAGUCUCAAGAGUUUUCUUUUCCUGCUUUAGUGUCAGUGAUGUCAUCAACGACCAGCCAGACGUCACACUUUCUACGUCAGUCACAAGUUCCGUCACCAUUCCUACGCAAAAUACAAAUGUUUUGACGUGCGCGUGUCGUGCUGACUGGUCCCCGAGGCUGGAGGCUUACCCCUGGAAUACUACAGUCAACAUACAAGUCUUAUAUCCUCCCAGCAGCUCGCCAGUGAUAUCAGGCUACACGGAGGGUCAGCCGAUGAACACGGGAGGGACCCUGUCUUGUGCUGUCACCGGCGGAAGUCCCCUCGUCUCCAGUGUUAUCUUCCAGUGCGUCGACUCGACUAACCCAGGGAGAGUGGUGUUCUCAGACCAGGCGGACACUGUGGUGCAGCCCACGGUGUACAGUCAGCUGACCGUCUCGGACACAACUGUGUACGCAGUCACCUGCUCGUGCCGGGCGGUGUGGACACCCAAGGAGGCUCUUUAUUCUCUGACAAAAUCUGCUCAGGUGAUCUUGCAAAAUCCCCCAUCGAGUGCACCUGUGAUAUCCGGGUACACCCCAGGCCAGCAGAUUGUUGUUGGCAGCAUCCUCACCUGCACCGUCACGGGAGGUAAUCCACUCGUGUCACAAGUUGUCUUUACCUGCUACAGUCCUGCCAACAUUGCUGUCAUGGCAGAUGAACCUGACACUUUUGGGCAGACCUCAGUGUCCAGCAGAGUUACCUUCCCUGAGACAGACUUCUUUAAUGUCACGUGUGUGUGUAGCGCCGUCUGGUCCCCGAGACCAGAAACAUACAGUCUGACCUCCAGCAUCAAUAUUCAGCUGCAGUAUAUCCCGCCAUACCCUCCGCAAAUCUCUGGCUACAGACAAGGGGAUGAACUCUCACCGGGAAACACUCUCCUUUGCUCCGUCAUCGGUGGGAAUCCCCUGGUUUCCGCGGUGACCUUCUCUUGUUUUAAUUCAAACGACACUGCUCAGUCCGUUACAAUCAUCCCAGAUCAGCACGACACCGUGACAAACUCAUCAGUGUCCAGCCCUCUGACCAUCAUCGACACCUCAUCGUCUUCCUUGAGAUGUACCUGCAGCGCCACCUGGUCUCCACGACCCCUCUGGUACCUCACGACUGCGAUCAUCACGUUCAACGUCAGGUCCAAAGCGAAAAUAUUGUCGUUCACCAUCAACAACGUGUCAGGAAAUGUAACUCUGAACGAAACGGACAAAAGAACGGCGACUCUGUCUUGCCUUGUUCAAGGCCGACCCCAGCCCACCAUCACACUCUACAAGACAGGAUACGCCAGCAUCUCGUCCAUCUCCACUACGGGGUCAGCGGGGUCAGCCGACAUCACUAACGUCCAAUGCGAGAACAUGGGAGAUUACUCUUGUAGGGCCGAAAACGGAUUUCCUGAAAUUGCUCAACAGACAGUAAAACUGAUCGUCAACUGUGCCCCCCGACGUGCAGACAGCUACUCCUCUGUCAUCCAAACUCUCACAAGCAGCGGCCUCACCUUCAACCUUUUGUCCAACCCAAAGCCGGACACCUUCUCGUACGCUUAUCUCGGAAGCAGCGGAAGUGACAAGGCGACUACGGGAAGUUACUCCGCGCUCUUCAAUGCUUCUUGCAGCAAGGCUACCGUGCUUGACCCGCUGGUCACGUGUCAGGUCAACGCUACAGGACAACCUGUGACCACCGGCGGCGUGUACAGUCUCCACGUGGCCAACGCCUAUGGAUCCUUUGAAUUUUUGUUCCGCGCAGAGCAGCAAGCUGCCAUAACGGAGGAUUCUAAUAAUAGAAGUGACACUCUUGCUGCUGCCAUCGCCGGUGGUGUCGUUGCUGCGGUUGUCCUAAUCUUCGUUAUUGUCAUCCUCACUGUGUUUUUCUGUAUGGGCAGAAAGCACAAAAAGAUGCACAUAUCGUCCCGCUCACGACUAACCGACGAUUCAAGACGCAAUGAGGCUUUCCUCAAUCGUCAUCAUUAUCCUGAUGCAUCUUCAGGUUUUUACGACUUCACAAACAGCGUCUACAUUGCUGACGGCGGCAUGGUAGAAACCCGGCCACCAAACGAUUCCCUCUAUUCCAGAGGAUCACAUCCAGCACACGGCUCUGUUUCCUCCAAGCGGUCUGCUCCAGCGAACGGUUCCGUGUCCUCCAAACGGGGCCUCCUAGUCAAUGGUUCCGUGUCCUCCAAACGGUCCCUCCCAGCCAACGGCUCCGUCUCCUCAAAACAGUCCCUCCCAGCCAACGGUUCUGUCUCGUCCAAAAAGACCACACCUACGAUGAGCAGCGAGUUCUUCGAGUACAAGGACAUCGCCGGUUUCCGCAAAAGCGAAUCAAAGGCCUUGCAGGAGUCAGGAUAUUCCACACUAAGCGGCGCUUCCGGCCAAGAACGAGCAUCCAGCUCCAGACCACCAAGCAUCGCCGAUGACUCUGACAAGCGUAGCAUCGCCUCGACAACGAACGGCAAAGUCCGAUUCAUCCUUCCCAGCGAGAAAGAGUCCUCCGAAGAACCUCUGUACGCCUCGGUCAACAAGAAACCUAAUGCAGGACCGACCUCGCAGAAUGCGGUGACUUCCGGGACCAGCACGAGCAAGACGGAGCCAGUGACGUCAUCGAAUAAUGGCGGCAAGGGUAGUGCUGGUCAGAACAACUCUGCUAACAGUUUCACUUCCAAUAGAGACUCGGCCAAGAGGCAGAGACUGCACGGGUCCAUCAUCAAAGUGGACCAGCCUGCUGUGAAAAAGAGCAACCUGAAGCAAUCAGGUAAUCCUCGUUGACGGAGGGAGAGGUCAGGUAGGAUGGCUUCUUGAAAUAAAGAAUAAGGUCAACUAAAGGCUGUGUGAAGUUUACCUUUCUGUGUAGAUGACAGACUCGAUGCAAAUGACAACAACACUGUCAUCAAGUGCCUUCGACAGAAAGGCCUUCAUGACAGCUUUCUUUACCGGAUAAUCUGUGAUAUACGAGCGUUCGUCAGAAGGCAAGCGUGAUGAGAUAUUAUUUAUUACCACCACUGUGAAACUCUUUUUGUUAUAAUAUUAGAAUAAAGAUUAUUUUAACUUUUUGCGGCAGAAUGCGUUGGAUCAUACAACAUCAACGACCUUUCUGGACGAAAGUUAUGUAGUAACAGCAUGCAAAAAUUAAGCACAUAUUAAUAACGAAUAUAUUCACAUCGCUUAUAUGAAUAGUUUAUGGCAAAUUAUUGGAUUGAUAUUUAAUAGGUUAUGUAAUAGAGAGAUGACUAACUGUUAACACAUUAUGUGAGAAAGUAAGUUUUCUUAGAGUUAAAGAAGCUGGAGGUGCAGAAUUAUGGAGGUGCAGAAUUAUGCUCAUGAUAUGAUACAGAUAUUGUGCUACAUGCCCUCCCUGCUGCAGUAUUACUGAGUGCCAACAAGGAACAGAAAAAGAAUAUGCCACCAUUUUUUUUAAUUGUGCCACAGACAAGUUUGAGCCAAACAUUUGGUGUUUAUUUGUACGAAAUCUGUUUUCAUUACUUUAAAAAAGGUAACUUUUUAUAAUUCCUUCAGUUUAUAUUAGUCUCUUAUAACAACUAUAUUUCUAUUACUGGUAUACCCAGAAGCUUUAAGAUUUAAAAACAUAGACUAUUCUAAAUAUUUUCUUUUGAAGAAACAGAGAAAAUGGAUGUUUGUUAUUUUAGAGAGAUGACAAUAUUUGAGGUGUUAUUUAUCAUUAUAUAUCAAACUGAUUAUAACAUGGGAAGUGUCCAAUGUGUUUGAAGAGUGAUGUGAUAACAUAAUUGAUGCUCUUACUCUUUGUGUCUGAGCUUUGGUUGAUUGUAUUGCUUUUUUUAAAAGUAUUGUUCAUACUUUCGCAUGUAUUGUGUACCCACUGAUUUGUUGCGAUAAGAAAAUAUUUGCUCCAAAAUUUACUUAAUUAAAUGAACAUUUUAAAUUUAUGUUAUUAAUAUAUCAUGAUCAAAAACAUCAUCAUUAAAAAUAAUUGU